Molecule: messenger RNA, 1151 nt
Organism: Glycine soja
Lineage: Eukaryota; Viridiplantae; Streptophyta; Magnoliopsida; Fabales; Fabaceae
Product: zinc finger protein CONSTANS-LIKE 3-like
Exons: 2
Coding region: 103-753 (216 amino acids)
Molecular function (GO): zinc ion binding
Source: RefSeq, a predicted model, not a curated record
UGCAUCGCAGCUUAAUUUACACUACGCUCCAUCUAUUUAUUUUAGUGCCGCGACAGAGACAACAAACAGAGUGAGAAACUAAAAAGAGAAGAGGAAAAAAAAAUGGAGGAAUCAUCAACAACAUGCGUGUUGUGCGAGAAGAGGGCAAUGAUGCUCUGCGACUCGGACCAGGCUAAGCUAUGCUGGGAAUGCGACGAGAAAGUCCACAGCGCCAAUUUCUUGGUCGCGAAACAUUCUAGGGUUCUUUUAUGUCGUUUGUGUCACUCCCCGACUCCGUGGAAGGCUUCGGGGAUGAAACUCACGCCCACUGUGUCGUUUUGUAACCGCUGCGUUGCGGAACGGAACGCGAGGUGGAACCGAUUGGUGAAUAAUGAAAAUGAACAUCAACAACAGCAACAACAACAACAACAGAGUGAUUUUGUGGUGGAUGAUGGUAGGGAAUAUGGUUCUGAUCAUGUUUUUGAUGAUGACGAUGGUGAUUAUAGUGAUGAUAGUGGUGAAGAAGAAGAAGAGGACGAGGAUGAUGAAGAGGAGAAUGAGAAUCAAGUGGUUCCAAUGUCUUCUGGUUCUGCCACGUCACCACCUAAGGUUGCCUGUUUAGCGUUGAAGCGAUUGAGAAACAACUCUUUUUCUGUCGAUUCUUCACAUGAUGAGACAGCGUGCUCUUCAUCUGAGAUGCUUAGUUCUACAUUGCCUAGUGGUGAUGAAUCAACCUCUUUGAGUAGUGUAUUAAAGAGGCAUCGGGUUGAUUAGUGAAAAUUGAAGAGGUUAGAGGUGGUGACGGUUUGUGUUGAUGAACCCAAUUUGAUCGAAAAUUAAUCUGGACCGUUGAAUUGAUAGGACAACUUCUGUUUAUAGGGCAACUUCAGAUUAUCUUUAGUGUUAACUCCCAUCUUUCUCUUGAAACUACUUAGUUUAUAGAACAACUUAGAUUCAGAAAAAAAAUUGUUUUCUUUUUGCAUUCAAUUUUUGUAGCCAACCCCAUUGAUAAUAACUCUGUAGUUCACAUUUCAUGAUAUAUAUGUAUGUGGAGAAUGUAUAUAUUUCAAAUCCUACUUUCAUUAAUUUUCGCCACCUAUUUCUUGUGUCUUGUUAUCUCUUAUUAUGUAAAACUCACCACAAUGAUGUGUAUAUUUUAUAUCCUACUUUCA